This is a messenger RNA of Aspergillus mulundensis, 1095 nucleotides long. RefSeq lists its product as uncharacterized. The transcript is spliced from 5 exons. Lineage: Eukaryota; Fungi; Ascomycota; Eurotiomycetes; Eurotiales; Aspergillaceae. The record is from RefSeq and is a predicted model, not a curated record. Bases 1 to 1095 code for a protein of 364 amino acids.
AUGGCUGCUCAACAACCACAACCAUCCGCUGCAUUUCUGGCAGAGACGCAGGGCCCAACGGUCAAGGCUGUGAUGUGGUGGAUGACGGGGACGGCCAUGCUGUUUCUGGGCCUCCGCCUCUUUGUUCGCCUUCAUCUGAAGCGGGUCUUUGGAUGGGACGAUCUGAUUGCUGGCGUUGCCGUGGCCUGCCUGGUCGGAUACACUGCGGUCUGCCACGUAUCAGCAGACAUCGGACUGGGUCGGCACAUUCAAUAUGUCUCUCAGAACCCACAGAAUCUAAUCAGCGUUGCACGAUACAGCAGUAUCGGUCAGACACUAGCUAUCAUGGCAUGCGCGCUAGGAAAGACUUCGUUUGCUGUGACGCUGCUCCGGAUCGUCAUUGACCGGUGGAUAAUGUGGCUGCUCUGGUUCAUCAUCAUAACAUUGAACAUCGCAAACCUGUUGGCGGCAAUAUUCGUCUUCGUGCAGUGCAGAGAUCCGAGAUCAAAUUGGGACCCCAGCAUCGUGUCGCAGUGCUGGCCGGACCAUGUCUUUACCGAUUACUCGCUUUUUGUUGGGGCGUACUCUGGAUUGCAGGAUUUCUUGCUGGCGCUUCUCCCGUGGACUAUCGUGUGGAACCUUCAGAUGAAGAAGAAGGAGAAGCUGGGUGUUGCUUUUGCUAUGAGUCUGGGUAUUUUUGCCGGCGCAGCAGCUAUCGUCAAAACAACCUACCUCUUGAGACUCUCCGAAAAGACGGACUUCACUUGGGAAAUAGUCCCCCUCCUCAACUGGGCGGCCGUAGAAGACGCCCUAACAGUCAUCGCCUCCUCAAUCCCAACGCUAAAACCCCUCCUCAUACGGGUCUUCCCCUCAUCAACCGCUCAGGAGAGCUACAACAUGUUUCCACUACCGCCAUCGUACCAAAAACGAUGCAACAUCCGGUUUGAAGCUUCUAUUUUUGCGACGCAGGUGGAUAGAGAACGAGAGCAUAUGGAAAUCCGCGAUCACACCAGUCAGGCCUCAAUACUGCCUCCGUCGAGAGAUUUGGAUCAUAAAAAUCAGAUCAAUAUGACGACGGAGGUAUCGGUUUCGUAUAGGUCGAAUGAUAUUGCUUGA